Molecule: messenger RNA, 505 nt
Organism: Plasmopara halstedii
Lineage: Eukaryota; Oomycota; Peronosporomycetes; Peronosporales; Peronosporaceae
Exons: 1
Coding region: 189-401 (70 amino acids)
Source: RefSeq, a predicted model, not a curated record
UAAAACUGAUGCGGUACAGACUGCAAGAACGAUCAAUCUUCAGUCGAUUUUAGGGCCUGAGACUUCCGUAUAUAAGGCUUACGAAGUCGUUACUUACAGUGUCAUAGUCAACCACAUGACUUUGAGAACCGAUCUUACAAUGCUGCUUUUGAAGAACCUACUCUAAACAUAAAACCACACUCCGACGAAUGUCCAUGUCAGCAUUCAGCACUUGCCAGAAGAAAUCAUUUCAAAUAUUUCUCUUCCCCGACAGCGGCACUACCUCCAUGAAGCUCUUUCCCCCCUUCCUUUCUGCGCUAGCUCUUGUUGAAGGUGUUUAUCAGAUUCCUGAUGACUUCCCGACGUGUCCAGUAAUAGGUGGACCUCAUGGGAAGAAGUUCAACGAUGCCAUCAAGUUAUAACAUGGGCAAAAAGUGACGACGAUCACGAUAUGUCAUGGUCCUCGCGUGGAUGACCUCGGCACCAAUUGUUGCCUCCGAAUAGCAAGAGCCAAGAUCUGUUUUUA